AUGUCUAUUCCAGAGGCACGUUUUGGAGCACUAGUAGUAACAGUUGAUGAGCAUAUACUUCAGUAUCGUACACUUCUCAAUCACCGACUGGUGAAUGCCAGAAAAGAAAUUGAUUCGAAAACCGUUACAGCUAAGGGUUACGAGGUGAUUCUGACUGAGAACGUGUUGAAGGUCAAUGCACAGACGGCUGCGGCCGUGGUGACUGCCAGGAAACCGAGAAUUAAAACCACCAACAAGAAUAAUGACAUUAAAAUACUAGUAUCAGUUGAAGCUUCGGAAUACGACUCGUACACAUCACGAGAGCUUCUUGGAGAAUUGGCCAGCAUGGGCCCAUGUCCCCAGAGGGAUACAUGCAUCCCAGCGGGGCUCAGUCUUGGCUCUCGGCAGUUAACUGCACGUUGCAAUGUGGGCUACGCGGACGAGGAAAGCUUUCGAAGACUUUCGAGGUCGUCGCGAUGCUGUCCGCCGGGCGCUGGUGCGUUUGGGGUGGCGCUGCUGAGCGGCGGGCGAGCGGGCGUGCAGGUGGGCGCGGCGCCCGCCGGCCACACCGAGGCCGAGGGCGAGCUGUUCCCGCUGUCUGUGGUGCACCUCAACGACUUCCACGCGCGCUUCGAGCAGACGGACCCCUCGGGGGCCGCCUGCGCGCCAGGCAGCGCGCUCUACCUGGAAGCCGCCAGCCGCCACCCUUGGUCGCUCGCGCACCCAAGGUCACUCAGCUCAAACCAGGAACGCGACGCCGAAGCGAAAACAGCUCUGAAUUUGGGUUUCACGGAGUGGGGGCGGCAUACAAGGAACCACCCCCGUACACCAAAACAGUUUAACGGGCUGAAGGAGAAAACGACCACAGAACCUCCCGUUAUGUUGGCAGCUCUAGAAGUUUUUCGCACAAACUGUGGAGGUAACAAAGGCGACCGGAAACCUAAUGUUGAGUGCUAUAGUUUAGACAGAUCUGAAAUGACGGUGUGUUUAUCUGACGUGUGGACUAUGAAUUUGGACUUGUUUCGAUGUGGUACCAAAGAGCUGUUGGGUUAUGAACAUCAAGACAUCUUGUCGCCUGUGAAUAAGAGUAAAUGA
This is a messenger RNA of Gryllus bimaculatus (two-spotted cricket), 1074 nucleotides long. NCBI's taxonomy places the organism in Eukaryota, Metazoa, Arthropoda, Insecta, Orthoptera, Gryllidae. The record is from the annotation of a GenBank genome assembly.